Messenger RNA from Syngnathoides biaculeatus (alligator pipefish), 1159 nucleotides. RefSeq names its product forkhead box R1 (gene foxr1). The record is from RefSeq and is a predicted model, not a curated record. The coding region runs from base 95 to 976 and encodes 293 amino acids. The transcript has 8 exons. Gene Ontology annotation, molecular function: sequence-specific double-stranded DNA binding; DNA-binding transcription factor activity. Gene Ontology annotation, biological process: regulation of DNA-templated transcription. Gene Ontology annotation, cellular component: nucleus. Lineage: Eukaryota; Metazoa; Chordata; Actinopteri; Syngnathiformes; Syngnathidae.
CAAUGAGCUGCAGCUGCAGUAGCGUGCAUUGGCUUCCUUAUCUGAGUUAAAGUGUCCAAAAGAAGAAGGGAACCUUCUUUUUCAAGGUCUAGGCAUGACUUUACAUCUUCAAACCUCAGCCCAACUUUUCGACCUGCACUGCUCUGUAGGUUUGACAGACUGGGACAUGGAUAAGGAGCUGAAACUGGUUACUACUACUGACCAGUUUUGUCAUGAUGAUAAACUUUGUGAUCCAGAUGUGGCACAGAGCCCUUUGGCAAGCGCCUGGAAAAGAAAAGAUGAGUUUGUUUGGUAUGACAAAACAUCAGACACCUUUGUGAAGCCCAACCUGUGGCUUCUUGUUAAUCCUAACAUUGCGUGUCCGCUCAUCUAUGAAGAAGCUGCAAUGGAUCAGCAGAUUCUGCAAGAACAUGCAGAGGAAGUCCAUAAGCCAGUGAAUCAGUGUUCACAAGCCACAAACCGCCACAGGUUUUCUCCCCAGGGGGAAAAAAUGCGUGUUCUCCCCUCAUCCACCGACAACAUGGAUGACUGCACCUCUUGCGACACUACACACUGCAGACGUGAUAGGAGGCAUACAGAAGUAUGGAACAAAGAAAUCUUGAUGCCUGGAUGUUGGCCUCGUCCUCCUGUUAAUUAUUGCAUCCUCAUUGCUCUAGCACUUAAAAGCAGUCACAAUGGGAGCCUCAGAGUGCAGCAGAUUUACAGCUUCACCAGAGAACACUUCCCUUUCUUUCAGACUGCUCCUGAUGGCUGGAAGAACACAAUACGACAUAACCUGUGCUUCAACACUAGCUUCCGUAAGACGUGCAACCAAAUGCGCAGAGAUGGAAAAAGGAAGUCCUGUUUUUGGCACCUGACUCAAGAUGGCCGACGCCGACUGAAGGCUGAGAUCUGCAUGUUGUCUGAAGAAUCUUUAAAGCAGUUGGAGAGGAGCAUGUCCUUUCCAGAUAUUAUUGCAAAACUACUUCGAAUGUGACUGCAUUUAUCAAAGCCCAGUGAUCCUGUGCCACCACCGCCAAGUCUUGUUUUGCCGAGUAGUUAUCGGACAUUUUCAUGUUUUUGGACCAUGCUUUUUGCCUCUUGUUUUUGGGGCCUUGCCUUUGUUGGGAUUGUGCACCUCUGUAUGACCUCUGGCUGGAAUAAAAACACCGAAAUCACA